AUGACUACCCAAACUAUCAUCGCAACCGGCACCUCUUCGGGUCUCGGCUUCGAAGCUAUCAAACAGCUUCUGGAACAGAAGGAGCAAUCGUAUAACUUCAUUCUCGGUGCCCGGGACACCGCGGGAACUCAAGCCGCAUACGAUGCCCUGAACUUCAACACUGCGAAGCACUCUGUUGCUAUCUUGCCCCUCAAUCUCUCUGACCUCCGUAGUGUGCAAUCAUUCGCGAAACAAGCUCUAAGCCAGUUGAGACAGACGAAGCUUGAUGCUCUGUUCCUAGUUGCUGGCAUGUUGAACAGUGCUGAUGGACCUGGUCCUCAUGGUUCGCAAUGGUGUGAAUCAUAUGUAGUGAACCACUUGGCUCAACAUUAUCUGCUUCACCUGCUGGCUGAUACCCUGGCUGCAUCAAAGUCGCGCAUUGCCGUCGUAUCUUCCGGUGCCAUCCGUGGCGUGCGAGGAAAUGACCCUUCCACGCUAGAUGUAGACUUGAAAGCGGGCUCCGGCGCCAGCGCACGAGUAGUCUACAGCGCCUCGAAAUUCGCCCAGCUCCUAGGAGCCCACUACUGGCGUCGCCAGCUCCCAACCUGCACGGUUGUUGCGGUUUCACCUGGUCUGAUCCCAAACACUAAACUUGCACAGCAUCCAAGCUUAGGUUUGACUAUGGACAUGCCUGAUGCCAAGAGCGUGCCCGAGGGCGCGCAAAACAUUCUUCGUGCCCUCAAUGCUCGGGAUAUACCUUCCGAUCCUCAACAGAUCUUCCUGACUAGCUGGGGUGAGUGGUGGCCUACCGAUGUUUAUGCCAGCAGUCUUGAUCCUGCUUUGCAGGAUAAGUGGUGUUUGAGCAAGACGGACAUUGAGAAUUCCGAGCCUGUAUUCAAGGAGUAG
This is a messenger RNA of Penicillium nucicola, 885 nucleotides long. RefSeq lists its product as uncharacterized. Lineage: Eukaryota; Fungi; Ascomycota; Eurotiomycetes; Eurotiales; Aspergillaceae. The transcript has 5 exons. Bases 1 to 885 code for a protein of 294 amino acids. The record is from RefSeq and is a predicted model, not a curated record.